Messenger RNA from Staurois parvus, 519 nucleotides. NCBI's taxonomy places the organism in Eukaryota, Metazoa, Chordata, Amphibia, Anura, Ranidae. The record is from the annotation of a GenBank genome assembly.
CUAUUCCUCCCACUGAAACCAAUGAUGGGGCACUAUUCCUCCCCACUGACACCAAUGAUGGGGCACUAUUCCUCCCCACUGACACCAAUGAUGGGGCACUAUUCCUCCCCACUGAUACCAAUGAUGGGGCACUAUUCCUCCCCACUGAUACCAAUGAUGGGGCACUAUUCCUCCCCACUGAUACCAAUGAUGGGGCACUAUUCCUCCUCACUGAUACCAAUGAUGGGGCACUAUUCCUCCCCACUGAUAUCAAUUGUGUGGCACUAUUCCUCCCACUGACACCAACAAUAAGGUGCUAUUUCUUCCACUGAUACCAAUGAUGGUGUACUGUUCCUCCCAGUAAUACCAAUGAUGAGCCACUAUUCCUCCUCCUACUGACCACAGGCACUGUGCAACUGACUACCAACCCUGUGGCUCACUGAUGUUGGGCUUGGGACAUUUUCUACCCCCACUGGCCACAAUCUGGGCCCCCUAUUAAUCCUCUGAUCCUCCCUGCACAAGACUGGUCCCCCAUGGUCA